This is a messenger RNA of Camelina sativa (false flax), 2034 nucleotides long. NCBI's taxonomy places the organism in Eukaryota, Viridiplantae, Streptophyta, Magnoliopsida, Brassicales, Brassicaceae. The record is from RefSeq and is a predicted model, not a curated record.
AUGGAUAAUGAAAGGGGAGCUUCUUUGAUUAACAUUGAUGAGAAUACUAGAUUUAGUGAGUUGUUAAAGAUUAUGUUAGAAGAUUUUGACAUUGAUAUUCAGGCACAAUGUUUAAAGCUUAGUUAUACAUUGCCUGCUAAGUCUUCUACUAUAGGUAGUAUUCCUAUCUUUAUUAGAAAUGAUAGGCAGCUUGAAGCUUUUAAACUCAAAUAUGCACAAAGUGGAGGAGUUCUUCAUCUAUGUGUUACUGUUGAGGAUUUUUGUGAGACUGUAGAGCAUGGUCAACCUAGCUCUACUACUUUUAUUGAGAGUGUUACUGCUGUUACUCAGGAUCAAACAAGCUCAAAUCUGUUAGUUGGGAAUGUUAUUGAUGUUUAUACUCAUACUCAGUUAUUCAAAGACAAAACAGAAAUGAGAAGUCAGAUGCGGAUGUAUGCAGUCAAGCAUAGUUUUGAGUUUCAUACUUUUAAGUCAGACAACAAGAGGUAUGUUCUUAAAUGUAUUGAUGAAAAAUGUAGUUGGAGGCUAGGUGCUACUAAGGCUAAAGCAUCAGAUAGCUUUGUUGUUCGAAAGUAUAUUAGUCAGCACAGCUGUGACUCUGCUUUAAGGAAUGUUAAUCAUCGCCAAGCAUCUGCAAGGACUUUGGCUGGUUUGGUUAGUAACCAUUUUGCAGGAGGAAAGCUUCCUCUCAGACCCAAACAGCUCAUGGAAAUUUUUAGGAAUGACCAUGGAGUUGGUGUCUCGUACUCAAAAGCAUGGAGAGCUCAAGAACAUGCAUCAGAACUUGCUAGGGGUAUACCUGCUGAUAGUUAUGAGGUUUUACCGAGUUGGUUUCACAUGAUAGAAAAGAAGAAUCCAGGUACUAUCACUUACAUCAAAGCUGAUUCUGAUAAUAAGUUUAGAUAUGGUUUUCUGGCUUUUGGUGCAUCAAUUAGAGGUUUUAAGUUGAUGAGAAAAGUUAUUUCUAUUGAUGGCGCCCAUUUGAAAUCAAAAUAUAAAGGGACUUUGCUUGCUGCAUCAGCUCAGGAUGGUAAUUUUCAGUUGUAUCCUAUUGCUUUUGCUGUUGUUGAUUCUGAGAAUGAUGCAUCAUGGGAUUGGUUUUUGCGGUGUUUGAAGACUAUUAUUCCUGAUGAAGAGGAUCUAGUUUUUGUGUCUGAUCGGGCUUCUUCAAUUGCAACUGCGCUAUCAGUAAAUUAUGUACAUGCUCAUCACGGGAUCUGCACUUUCCACUUGCAAAAGAACCUGGAAACACGAUUUAGAGCUUCGGCUUCUCUUCUUCCAGUUGUUCAUGAUGCUUCAAGAGCUUACACUCAGUAUGAUUUUGAUUAUUUGUUCACUCAAAUUUCCAAUGGUGAUCCGGAUCUUGGAGAAUAUCUUUGGCAAGCUGAUAUUAGGAAAUGGUCACGUGCAUAUUCUCCUUCAAACCGGUACAACAUUAUGACAUCUAAUUGUGCCGAGUCCAUUAACUCCAGGUUAAAAGAGACUCGUGAGUAUCCAAUUGUCUGCCUGUUUGAUACAAUCAGGUCUAUUUUGACUAGGUGGUUUAAUGAACGACGUGAGGAGAGCUGUCGACAUCCAUAUGCUGUUACUACAAAAGUUGGGAAUAAGAUGAAUGAAUCUUAUAAUAAUACUACCCGCUGGCUUGAAGUUAGUCAAGUAAAUGAAAAUAUCUUCGAGGUUAAAGCAGCUUUAAAGACAUAUAUGGUGAAUUUGGACACAAGGAAAUGCACAUGCUGUAUGUUUGAUAUUGACAAAUUCCCUUGUGCACAUGGAAUUGCUGCUGCCAAACAUAUGGCGUUUAGGAUAUUCAGAGAGCAUUCACCAGUAGGUGAUAUGGAGUAUUGGGAGAUUCCAGAGAGUGUUAGUACUUAUAUUCGGCCACCUUCUACUCGUAUACCUAGUGGCAGGCGAAAGAAAAAGGGAAUAGCUAGUUCAUGGGAGUAUGGAAAGGCUAAGACAAAUUCAAAACAAUACAAAUGCAGUAGGUGCGGUCAGUGUGGUCACAACAAAUCUAGUUGUGUAGCUGCUAUCUAA